This is a messenger RNA of Raphanus sativus (radish), 2689 nucleotides long. Its product is annotated as zinc finger BED domain-containing protein RICESLEEPER 2-like. Gene Ontology annotation, molecular function: protein dimerization activity; DNA binding. NCBI's taxonomy places the organism in Eukaryota, Viridiplantae, Streptophyta, Magnoliopsida, Brassicales, Brassicaceae. The coding region runs from base 285 to 2429 and encodes 714 amino acids. The transcript has 5 exons. The record is from RefSeq and is a predicted model, not a curated record.
GGUUUCCUUAUCUCAAAACUAAUCUAGUUUGCCGUCUCUCUCGUCUCUUCUCUCUGUGUCGAUGAAUCUCAAAACAUGAAUCCAAAUUGAGAAACCUCUUUCGUGAAACCUCUUGAAUCUGUGGUGGGUCUCUUCGUUUUCUUCAUUAAGAGAAACCUCUUUCUCUCUUUCAGUCUCUGGCGCCUUCUCUCUCUUUCUCAGUCUCUCUCAGGCGCUCUCUCUCCGACAACCUCUCUCUCCGGCGACCUCUCUCUCUUCGGCGACCUCUCUCUCUCUCGCUCAGGAUGGAUUUGGAGAGUCUCAACACAAUUGCAAUCCUUGAUGCUCAAAGAGAGUACAUGGACAUGAAUGAAGAAGAUGCUUUGAAUGAAGAAGAUGCUUUGAAUGAGGAAAAUGAGGAAAAUGCGAUGAGAGAAGGAGAAACAGAAAUGCAAGAACCAGAACAAGGUGACACACAAGCUGCUGGAACAACUCAAGCGACACAACCACAAGGUCGACAACCACGUAAGAGACGUUUAACUUCUAAAGUCUGGGAGGAUUUUACAUCUGUUGGGGUUGAAAGUGAUGGCAAGGAAAGAGGUCAGUGUAACUAUUGUGGUAAAAAGCUAGUGAUCAAUACUAGAACACAUGGUACACAUCACUUGAGUCGCCAUUUAGACACUUGUCCAGAAAAGCCUAAAGCGGUAGAUAGGCCUGCAUAUGAUCAUCAGAUUGAUAGAGAGAUGACUAGCGAGAUCAUUAUCUAUCAUGAUUUGCCAUUUAGAUAUGAUGAGUAUGAGAAGGUUAGAGCUAGGAAUUUGUAUCUCAAUCCGGAUUGUAAACCAAUAUGUAGACAAACUGCUGUCGCUGAUGUCUUUAGAAGGUAUGAAAUAGAAAAGGAAAAGCUUAGGAAUGUGUUUGCAAAGCAUCAGGGUAGAGUUUGCUUUACUUCUGAUUUGUGGGUAGCUCGUCCCACUACCAUGGGUUAUCUCUGUCUGACUGCCUCGUUCAUCGAUGAUGACUGGAGGUUGAACAAUAAGGUCUUAGCCUUCUGCGUUGUGAGGUGUCCACACACUUGUGGGGAACUUGCUAGCACGAUCAUUGAGUGUUUGAAGGAUUGGGGUUUGGAGAAAAAAGUAUUCUCUUUCACUUUAGAUAAUGCGACCAACAAUGAUAGUAUGCUGAGAAUACUUAAAGGGCAGCUUCAGAUGAUGAGUGGCAGUGGUUUGUUAUGUGAUGGGAAGUUCAUGCACGUGCGAUGUUGUGCUCACAUCCUAAAUCUGAUAGUGAAAGAUGGGUUAGAGUUAGCAAAGAACCUUUUACAUGACAUUAGGGAAAGUGUCAGGUACGUAAAGGCAUCUCCACAAAGGAUACAGUCCUUUGCUGCUUGUGUUGAGAGAGUUAGGCCUAGGAUCACGGGUGGAGCAGGUCUAUCACUUGACGUUUCAACUAGAUGGAACUCUACAUACGAUAUGCUAGUCCGGGCAUUAAAGUUCAGAGCAGCUUUUGAAAGCAUGGCCUCUUUUGACACCCACUAUAAGACGUUGCCUUCAGCCGCUGACUGGGACCGAGGAGCUAAAAUAUGCGAGCUGUUGAAGCCUUUUAGUGUCAUUACUACAUAUUUUUCAGGCUCUAAGUAUCCUACAUCAAAUGUUUAUUUCACUGAGGUGUGGAGGAUAGAAAGAUUGUUGAAGAAAUAUGCUCACUGUGAUGAUGAUGGGAUAAGAGGAAUGAUUCAGCCAAUGCAAGCUAAAUUCAGUAAGUACUGGGAGGAUUAUAAUAUGAUUCUCGCUAUGGGAGCUGUGUUAGAUCCGAGAAUGAAGAUUGAGGUUAUUGAAAAAGCUUAUGAAGCUGUGGAUCCUACUACUGCUGUCUUAAAGAUCACAGCGCUUAAGGAAAACUUGGAGAAUCUCUACAAAGACUAUCAAGCUAGAAAGUGGGCAAGCUCAUCAGGUUCUUCAUCUUCACAAACUCCAUAUGAGAUAGUGAAUGAAUCACCACUAGAAGAAGAAUAUGAUAAUGAUCUUUUUGAGUUAGAAAGAAGCAUUGCAGCUGGUGUGGACAACCCAAAGUCACAUUUAGAUAUUUAUUUAGAGGAGCCAAGAGUAAACAGAAGAAAUUAUCCAAACUUGGAUGUCUUAGGCUUUUGGAAAGAGAAUCAUCAUCGACUGAGUGAUUUAGCUGACAUGGCGAGGGAUUUGCUUACCAUUCCUCUUACUACAGUCGCCUCUGAGUCGGCUUUUAGUAUUGGUGGUAGAAUUUUGACUCCAUACCGAAACAGGCUUCUUCCUAAACAUGUUCAAGCCUUGCUUUGUGCUCGCAAUUGGCUUCGAGGAUUUGCAGAAUUUGAAGGUACCAUUGAAGAGGAUACUGAUGGCACUGGCACUGGAAAAACAACAAGUAACUCAGGAGCAGAAAGUUCAAGGUCAGGAGAAUCUAACAUGUCAUGAGAAUGAGCAUGAGCAUGAGCGUGUCAUAGACUGUGACACACAGUGAAGAGAUCAAGAGAGGUCGUUGGUUUGAGAUUAAGAGAGGUCGUUGGUCGUUGGUUUGUCAACUAGGAAGAAGUUGGUUUAUGUCUUGUUUCUAUCCAUCCUGAAAACGAACUAUGGUUUGUUGAGUACAGACACAAGCUUUAUGUACUUGUUUAUGUAUUGACUGGUUUAUGUUUUAUUUUUAUCUAGGUCUGGUUGUUAAAUUUCAGACACAA